UCUGACGCAGCUAACGCAAAUACCUGCGCACUGUUUGUAGCGUUAGAGCUCGUGCCUGGUUUGUAUUAGAGUAUUUGCGCCGGUGAGUAAAUGUCUAAGCUUUACUUAACUAUAACAGCAGCUAUCGCUCACAAAGAGAGGCAGGGGGACUGUUAAAUCAUAUCGCUAGUCGAUAGCUAGUUUGUCCUCAUUUUAUUUCGCACGAACUGUUGGGUGGAGAGGAGGCACUGCACAUGCUAAGCUAUGGUAAAGCAGGUGCUGUUAUUCGGUUCUCCAACUGGAGCUUUCCCACUAAACGAAACUCUUCAGCAGUGCUUUAAAGUUGCUAUGUAAUUAUAUAUAUGUUUUACAGAAGACGAUAAAACACAUCAAAACACAAAAGUUGUGUCGCUACUUGAUUCGUGCUACUUUUUACGUAAGAGCGUUCUGUGAAUACAGCCUGUAACGCGCUACUACAGGACUCAAUAAAACCGGGUUGAAUUCCCCGCCCCGUUGUGCUGUCAUGGAGUUUCUCCCUGUGCUUGACCCGCCAGACAGACCUAAAGAAGGAAUCUGGUAUUCACUGAUACCAAGUGGAAGCCCUCCAGGUGUUAGUGUGGGUCAUACCUGCAUGUUUGUUCCCUCUGAAGACGGAGGAAAAGGAAGAAUCCUUAUUGUCGGGGGAGCCAAUCCCAGUGGCAGUUUUUCAGACUCGUAUGUUUUAAAUCUAGAUGAUCAUGAAUGGAUCAGAUCUGAGUGGAAAGGUUUAGAGGCCCGAUAUGAACACUGCAGUUUCGUGGCCCAAAGCUGUCCACGGUGCGUGUGGGUGUUUGGCGGGGCACAGCAGACAGGGAAUCGCAGAUGUAUCCAGAAACUCCAGCUAUCUGACAAGGAGCCUCGGUGGGAGAGUGUAGAAGCUAAAGGGGAGCCUCCCAGUCCCAGGACGUACCACACCAACUCUGCUUGCAUAGGGGACAAACUGUACGUGUUUUCUGGAGGGGAAGCAGGCGCUGCUCCCGUCUCCGACUCCAAACUUCAUGUCUUUGAUACAGUGUCCUCCACUUGGUUUCAGCCAGAAACACAAGGUAGGCAACCAGCAUCCAGACACGGACACAUUAUCGCCGCUGUUGGCUCCAAGAUUUAUGUCCAUGGAGGCAUGGCUGGAGACAAGUUCUUCAAUGAUAUAUAUUCCCUUGACUCAGGGCUCAUGAAGUGGGAUAAGGUGCAGUCAAAAGGAGAUAUCCCGCCAGGAGUAGCAGGCCAUUCGGCUGUGGUGCAGGGCACAAACAUCUACAUAUUUGGAGGGAUGACUGUAGAUGGUGCCACCAACUCCAUGUACAGAUUUAACACUGGGAAGAGGAGCUGGACCGUAAUGAAAUUUGAAGGAGACUUGCCCCCAAACCGCCUGGACCACUCCAUGUGUUUAUUGCCAUGGCAGCUGUAUAGGGAGGGGAAGCAGAGCAGUUCAGACGACCAGGCCAUUAAUCUGGCUUUUGUAUUUGGAGGAAUGGACACCCAGGGUGUCAUCUAUAAUGACUGUAUUGUGACUGUUGUCAAGUGAACCAAGACAAUAAAGUCUUAAAUCAA
Molecule: messenger RNA, 1566 nt
Organism: Fundulus heteroclitus (mummichog)
Lineage: Eukaryota; Metazoa; Chordata; Actinopteri; Cyprinodontiformes; Fundulidae
Gene: rabepk
Product: Rab9 effector protein with kelch motifs
Exons: 7
Coding region: 503-1540 (345 amino acids)
Molecular function (GO): protein binding
Source: RefSeq, a predicted model, not a curated record